Neospora caninum is the source of this 2193-nucleotide messenger RNA. RefSeq names its product putative N-ethylmaleimide-sensitive factor. Gene Ontology annotation, biological process: SNARE complex disassembly; Golgi to plasma membrane protein transport; intra-Golgi vesicle-mediated transport. Gene Ontology annotation, molecular function: ATP hydrolysis activity; ATP binding. Gene Ontology annotation, cellular component: Golgi stack. NCBI's taxonomy places the organism in Eukaryota, Apicomplexa, Conoidasida, Eucoccidiorida, Sarcocystidae. The coding region runs from base 1 to 2193 and encodes 730 amino acids. The transcript has 20 exons. The record is from RefSeq and is a predicted model, not a curated record.
AUGGCAUUCGUACUGACGACCGUUAAGCUGCCGUCCAAGGAUGUGGCAUUCACAAACUGCGCAUACGUCAAUCCACGGGUGUAUGCCAGUCUCCGACAGACGGCAGCGUCGUCGGGGGAUGCGUCCGGUCACGCCCUCCUCUGCGAGGUGAAGAACAUUGUCGUCUCUGUCAUGCCUGAUGAAUUGCUCCAGGAGAAUGAGAUUGGUUUGAAUACCUGUCAGCGGGAGAGCGCAAGAAUUCAACUUAGAGAUGAAGUUGCGCUUCGCCCUUUUCAGCUUCCGCCGGACCGCGAGCAUCUGUACCAGAUUGGAGUGAUGCAAAUCGAGGUUUCUACUUAUCUCAAACCAGAGUCGCGUAUCGUUGUGCACGAUGACAAGCUGGAAGAGGAAUUUCGAUCGCUCUUUUGUCGGCAAGUCUUCACCCAGCACCAGUGCGUGGCUGUCAAGCUCGACGAGAAGCAGGCGCUCAAGAUGACCGUCAAGGAGAUGCUCCCUUUCGAGGGCGCUAGCCGGCAAAGCUCAAGACUGCUGACACGUGGGCAACUGACAGAAAAGAGUCAGGUGCUUUUUGUCGGGGCAGACGACGGCCGGGUAUGUGUCCAGAGUCGACGCAUGCUGCAGAGAAACAUUCUGACUCCGGAUUUCAAUUUUGAGGAGCUCGGAAUUGGGGGGCUGGACAAGGAGUUCAACGAGAUUUUUCGAAGAGCUUUUGCGUCACGGAUUUUUCCUCCUGCCGUCGUCCAGGAAAUGGGAAUCAAACACGUUCGAGGAAUGUUGCUGUACGGCCCGCCUGGAACAGGGAAGACGCUGAUUGCUCGCCAGAUCGGGAAGAGCCUUCGUGCGCGCGAACCUGUGAUCGUCAACGGACCGGAGAUUCUCAACAAAUACGUUGGCCAGUCGGAAGAGAACAUUCGCAACCUGUUCAAGGCAGCAGAAGACGAAUACAGGAAGCUCGGCGACAACGCUUCUCUCCACAUCAUCAUCUUUGACGAAAUCGACGCCAUUUGCAAACAACGCGGCUCGAACCCUUCUUCUGCGGGUGUGAACGACAGUAUUGUCAACCAGCUGCUGUCAAAGAUUGACGGUGUUGAGGCUCUCAACAAUAUUCUGUUGAUCGGCAUGACCAAUCGAAUCGACAUGAUCGACGAGGCUCUUCUUCGUCCCGGACGUCUUGAGGUUCACAUUGAGAUCGGACUGCCCGACGAGUCAGGCCGAAUUCAAAUCCUGAGCAUCCACACGAAGCAAAUGCGCGAGAGCGGCCGUCUGGGCAACGACGUCGACCUGGCGGUGCUUGCGGCGGAGACGAAAAAUUUCUCCGGGGCGGAGAUCGAGGGCCUCGUGCGCAGCGCUGCCUCGUACGCGUUUCAACGAAAUGUGAACGUGAAGGAUUUGUCGAAGCCAACAGAUGUGGAGACCAUCAAAGUAACGCGUCUCGACUUUGAGAACGCAUUGACGGAGGUUAAACCCGCCUUCGGCGCAGAGGAAGACCUCUUCGACACUCAGAGUGCACAAAACGUGCGAGACAGCGAGAACACCCAGGUUCUCUCCAUUCUCCUUCACGGCCCUCCAGGAUGUGGCAAAACCGCUCUGGCAGCCCACGUCGCCAAGGAAGCGCAGUUUCCCUUCAUGAAACUCGUCACGCCUGACAAUUUUGUUGGUUUCUCGGAGGCAGCUCGGACGAAUUCUUUAUCACGGACGUUCGACGAUGCGUACAAAAGCCCUCUUUCCUUGUUGAUGAUCGACAAUAUCGAAAGGCUCAUCGACUUCACUCCCAUAGGUCCGCGGUUCAGCAACGCCGUGCUUCAGGCUCUCGUGGUCCUGGUGAAGAAAAUGCCUGCCAAAGAAAACCGUCGCCUCCUUAUUCUCGCCACUACCUCGGAAUUCGAAUUCAUGAAGGAAGCAGGUGUUGCCAAAGCGUUCAAUGUUUCGUUGCAAGUGCCGCUCGUUCGCGGGCCUCACCAAAUUCGCACGGUCCUCCAAGCGCACUGCGGGGAUCGUCACGUCUUUCCCCCAGAGGAAAUUGCGCUGGUCUGCGAAUCUGGCAAGGUCCAUGAUGUGAGCAUCAAACAGCUUCUCCUGGUUACUGACAUGGCGAAGGAGUUCUCGAAGCCCGGUCCCAUCAAAUGCGGCCCGUUCCUUCAGUGUCUACACGAUUGUGGCUACGAGGGGGGUUUCGACGCAAUGCCUUUCUGA